Messenger RNA from Lepidothrix coronata (blue-crowned manakin), 3642 nucleotides. RefSeq names its product armadillo repeat containing 9 (gene ARMC9). The transcript has 26 exons. Lineage: Eukaryota; Metazoa; Chordata; Aves; Passeriformes; Pipridae. Gene Ontology annotation, biological process: cilium assembly. The coding region runs from base 106 to 2580 and encodes 824 amino acids. Gene Ontology annotation, molecular function: protein binding. The record is from RefSeq and is a predicted model, not a curated record. Gene Ontology annotation, cellular component: ciliary tip; ciliary basal body; centriole.
GAGGGGUCACGUGCGCGGGAGGGGGCGCGGCGCGGAGAGAGGCCGCGGUUGCCGGGGAGACACGGACGCUCUAUCAGCGAUGAGGCGGAGCAGUAACGCUUAGCAAUGGGUGACAUUUUAGCAUAUGAGGCUGAGUUACUUGGACUGGUGAGAGAGUAUUUGGAUUUCGCAGAAUUUGAAGAAACAGUGAAGGUAUUUAAAAAGGAAUGUAAAAUAAAAGGGAAGCCACUCCCUAAACCAGCAGAUGUUUCCUUGAAAGAUCCAUUGCCUGUUCAGGAAGAUCUGCUUGCAGCAUUUGAAAAUGGUGAGCAGAAAGUUUUCUUCCAGCUCUGGGAGGAGCACGUUUUGUCUUCAGUGCGAGACAAUGACCCUGUUGCUCAGAAGCUGGAGUUCUAUCUUCACAUACACUUUGCCACCUUCCUCUUGAAACAAACUAUGGGAAAGCCUGACAAAGCUAAACUUGAGGAAAGGAUUUCUCAUUUUAAGGCAUACCUGGAAACAAAAGGAGCUGCACUGAGCCAGACUACAGAGUUUCUUCCCUUCUAUGCUUUGCCUUUUGUUCCAAACCCCAUGGUACACCCUUCUUUUAAAGAACUUUUCCAGGAUUCUUGGACGUUGGAUUUGAGGACGAGGUUGGAAAAGUUCCUGUCUCUGACUCUCAAAGCCAGACAGACUCCUCGGCUUCUCACUUUAUUUAAAGAGAAUGGACAAUGCAACAAAGAAAUGUUGCAACAUCUUCAUCAACAGUUAGUGGAGUCUGAGCACAGGACCAUGACCUACCUGAAACGAUUUAACAAAAUGCAGGUAGACUACCACAAUCUCAUUGGAGUCACUGCAGAGCUGGUGGAUUCUUUGGAGGCCACAGUCAAUGGGAAGAUGAUCACGCCAGAGUAUCUUCAAAGUGUUUGUGUUCGCUUGUUCAGCAAUCAGAUGAGACAAAGUGUAGCACACAGUAUUGACUUCACAAGGCCUGGAACUGGAUAUUACUCUAUGAGCCCUUGUGAUGACGGAUAUGCUUCCACAAUGUUAAGAGCAUCUUUAGCCCCUGUGAAGAUGCAGGAUGUGCCAUUGUUGCCCUCUUUGGAUUAUGAGAAGCUGAAGAAAGAUUUGAUUACAGGGAAUGAUCGUCUCAAGGCCUUCUUACUGCAGGCUCUGCGCUGGCGCUUGACAACAUCAUAUCCUGGAGAACAGAGAGACACUGUCCUGCAAGCCUACAUCAGUAAUGAUCUCCUGGAUUGUCACAGCAACUGUCAGAGAAGUGUCCUCAAAUUAUUAAAUUCCAAGAGUGAGGUAGUCAGACAGUAUAUGGCAAGGCUCAUCAAUGCUUUUGCUUCACUGGCAGAAGGUCGUGUCUACCUUUCUCAGAACCCAACGUUGCUGCGAAUGCUGGAGGAGAGACUGAAAGCUGAAGACAAGGAUUCCCUUACAUGGGAGAAUGUUCUGGGGGCUCUGCAGAAAUUCAGCCUCAGGCGUGCACUACAGUCUGCAAUGAUCAAAGAUGGGCUCAUUUUCUGGCUGGUUGAUGUUCUAACAGAUACAGAUUGCCUGUCUGAUUACACCCUGGAAUAUUCUGUUGCCUUGCUCAUGAAUCUUUGUCUACGAAGUGCAGGGAAGAAAAUGUGUGCAAGGAUUGCAAGCCACGUGCUCAAAGUUCUCUCUGAUCUUCUUGGCCAUGAGAAUCAUGAGAUCCAACCAUAUGUGAAUGGAGCACUCUACAGCAUUCUUGCCAUCCCUUCUGUCCGAGAAAAAGCCAGAGCAAUGGGAAUGGAAGAAAUUCUGCGCUGUGUUAUCAAGGAAGGAAACGCAGAGAUGAUCCGACAGAUUGAAUUUAUUAUCAAGCAGCUCAAUUCAGAAGAGCCAUUAAAUGAUGGUAUUGUGUCUGAUGAUGAAGAGGAAGAGGAGGACGAGGAAGAGGACCAUGACAUCAUGGAGGCUGAUCUGGACAAAGAUGAGGUUUUGCAGCCUCAGCUGGGAGAGCUUGCAGGGGAGAAACUGCUAACAACCGAGUACUUGGGAAUAAUGACUCAUACUCCAAAAACUAAGAAGAAGCUAUUUUCUGGUGCCCAUCAGAGUAUAGAUGAGCCUCUCCAGAGACCUGUGACACCAGGUUAUCACAGAACUGCCUACCUAAUGCCAGAAAACGAUACCAGUUCUUGUCACGAUGGGGAUGAGAAGCUGCAGUCUCCUCCAAGUGGUCAUUCUCCCAUUUGUGGUGGGAGCCAGUCCAGCAUUUCUGACCUCUGCAUUUCCCCUUCAUCAGUUGAAAUGAAGUCAUCUGAAGUAUUCUCACCAGGCCAAAGAAUGGACCGAAGCAUCCCAGCUGAUGACAAUAUCUUGUCUUCCCAAGACUUCACUGAGGACAACAUCAAUGGGCAAUUGUAUAGCGAGUUUCCCUCAGCCUUCACCAGCAAACCUAAGAUCCCUCGCACCCCGGAAGGGCAGAGUACCAGCCCUAGAAAGGGAAAGGUCCCAGCCAUUGCCCCCCAGUUCUCUCAGUCUGGACCCCAACAAACAAGCCGUCCCAGCUCCUCAGGAUCAUCCACAAGGAGCAGACAGAGCAGCCAGUCCUACAGGAAGUGAGAACAGUUCCUUUCCUCGAGAAUCACCUGUCACAUUGUUGAAGGACAGAGCCAGCUUCCUGUAAUGAGCUUUACUGGUGACCUACGGAGCAGAGUGAUGUCGUUGACACCACAUGGCAUUCGCCUCGCACGGUGAUUCCGGGAUUAUCUGAUGGGAUGCGUCUGUUGUGGUCUCUAAAGCUGGCUAAGACAAGGGCCUUGUUAUUACAAUUCAAGGUCUCAGCAGCAGCCCAGGGCUGAUAUGGGACAUGGAUAUAGUCCCCGUUCCUCUGAUAGUUUACUCUAAAGUGACAUUGCCACCUUGAGAAGAAACUCUUGCUCUCUGCCUUCUGUGUCAGAGUAAAUGGCCCUUGGAGACAGUAUGUAGGGAGACAGCAGAGGAGUCUGACCAAACAACUGUCUUUUUAACAUAUUGUUUGCUGAACCAGCCUGUCACUUGCUGUUUUUUAAAUUAUGCCUUUGUGAAUGGGUUGGGAGAUAUCUGUGUUCAAAGGAUCUGCAUUAGGAGGGACAGUGUACAGAGCCUUUACUGCCUGUAGCAGUGGUGUGGGGUGAGAUCUGUUUGGCCUCCAGAGACUGGAGUAGUCUCUGAAGUAGUACAUCAGCUUCUGGUUGACCUGUAGCAGAUGAAAAACACUGUGACAGUGUCCAAGGCAGCAUCCAUGUUCAUCUCUGAGGAUCUGAUCAGCAGCUUUAACUGCAGCAAUUACUCCUAUUCCUUCGUUCUACAUUUUUUCUUAAUUCUACUGUAACACAUUUGUGGAAUGAAUAAUCCAGAAUAAUCCAUUUUUUCCACUGGAACGAAGAGCUUUGCUUCUUCACAGAAGAAACCAUGAGAAUGUGAACAGAUCAGAAGCAACUUUCUCUUUACAUGUGACUGUGGUCAAUCUUCUUUGGUCUUUGUUGGGGGUUUUUUAUGUUCUUUACUUCAGAGCAAUGUCUGGUUUUCUCUUCAUGGAAUUUGUGCUGGUCUUUGGUGAAUAUGAAGUGCUGGCUAGGCAAGAGAGAUCAGGAAGCCCUCCACCAAAUAAAAACCACAGCAGUUAGUUCUGCCAGUGGAUUA